Molecule: messenger RNA, 714 nt
Organism: Penicillium alfredii
Lineage: Eukaryota; Fungi; Ascomycota; Eurotiomycetes; Eurotiales; Aspergillaceae
Exons: 2
Coding region: 1-714 (237 amino acids)
Source: RefSeq, a predicted model, not a curated record
AUGCCCGGUUUAUCGGAGCCGGCCGAGUCUCUCGCCUGGAAGAAACGAAAGCGAGAUCAUGAGGAGACGGUGACCUUGGCUCGUCCCUCGACCUUUGGGCCUCCAUUUCGGGCGGAUCGUUCUGACGGCGACCACAACGACCUCUCGUUCCGGCCGCGGUGUCUUCCUCGUAAACGCCGACAUGUCCAACCACCCUAUCUCACUCUUCCUACGCCGCAACCUUCGCUACUCUCACCCAACGUCUAUGGCUCACCCGCUCCAGACCCAUACUCUCCGCCCGUAUCCCCCAAGACUAUCGUCCCGCUCUCAUAUCCAUCCGCCCCGCCGUCGGCCCUCCGGCCCUGUCACAUCUGCCAUCGCCGGCCCACCACCCGCCAGGUCCUGGAUGCUUACGCCGACUGUGAUCUCUGCGGUGAGCGAGCCUGCUUCAUCUGUCUUCGUCAAUGUGACGCCGUCCCCUGCGGAGGCUCCGUCGGUCUCUCCGGCAACCAGUCGAAUCCAGCUCUGAUCACUCCUCACGGCGACCUCAAUGGUGAUGGUGAGUCUCGACGGAAGAUCUGCUCCAGCUGCGCAGUCGAGGGCGUGACCGAGACCGGCGUCGAAAUCGUGCGGUGUCUCGAUUGUGUGCGUGGUCAUUCAACUCCCUGGUCUGCCUCGUCUCUGGCUUCUGGGUCAACAUGGGACGGGAUGCGCCAUGUUACCAUGAACGGAUAA